UCCCUCAGAAGGUGUAUCGUCUAAACACUGACACACCAGAGGAGGCCCAGCAGGAUGUGUCCUUUGGAGAGUCAGAUCGCUGGUGGGAACAGACAGAUCUUACCAAACUGCUGCUUUCAUCCAAUCAGCUUACACAGCUGUCUGAUGACAUCAGACUACUGCCUGGACUCACUACAUUGGAUCUCCAUGACAACCAGUUGAGCAGUUUGCCCAGUGCUUUGGGAGAACUGCAGGAGCUCCAGCAACUUCGACUCAGUCAUAACCAGCUGAGAUCACUGCCAGUGGAGGUGUGUACUCUAAAAAACCUCUGCAGCCUCACACUCAAGCAAAACCUGCUGGAGAGCCUGCCAGAGGAACUAGGACAACUGGAGAACCUGACUGAGCUGGACCUGUCCAACAACCAUCUGAACGACCUUCCCUCCAGUCUAGGCCGUCUUAUCUGUCUGCAGAAACUCAACCUGUGUUACAACAAGCUGAGCUGUCUGCCUGACAGCCUGGCCCAGCUCACAAAUGUUAAGCUGUUGGACUGCAGCAAUAACCAGCUGACUGACAUUCCUGCCAGCCUAUCAGAGAUGCUCGCUAUGGAGCAGCUCUACCUCAGGCACAACAAGCUCUGCCUCCUCCCAAAGCUCCCUGCGCCCGUGCUGAAGGAAUUGUACGUUGGGAACAACCAGAUUGAGCAGUUGGAUCCGGAACAGCUGGCCUGCCUGACAGCCAUCUCUCUUCUAGAACUACGAGACAACAAGAUCAAAACCCUUCCUGAAGAGAUCACCUUACUGAGCACACUCACACGCCUUGACCUUACCAACAAUGACAUUACCACUCUUCCAGCUUCUCUCAGCCUGCUGCCCAAUCUGAAGGUGUUACUGUUGGAGGGAAACCCUUUACGAGGAAUCAGGAGAGACCUGCUCACUAAAGGAACCAAUGAGCUUCUGAAAUAUUUAAGAGGACGAAUUAAAGAGGAGCCUGACGGAGCAGAUGAAGGACCUACAGCCCUGACGUUACCCAGCCAGGCCACUAUCAAUGUACAUCACAUUAAAACACUGAAGUUUUUGGUGUACAGUGAGAAGCAGGCAUUGAAUAUUCCAGAUGAGCUGUUUGAUGCUGCAGCAGAUCAACUCAUUACCACAGUUAACUUCAGCAAGAACCAGCUGACCGCCAUACCUCCCAG
Morone saxatilis (striped sea-bass) is the source of this 1171-nucleotide messenger RNA. It is a transcript of the gene lrrc40, whose product is annotated as leucine rich repeat containing 40. NCBI's taxonomy places the organism in Eukaryota, Metazoa, Chordata, Actinopteri, Moronidae. The record is from RefSeq and is a predicted model, not a curated record. Gene Ontology annotation, molecular function: protein binding.